AUCAUAAGAGCGGUCAUAAGCAAAUCAUAGCAGAUUUCCAGAAUAGGACGGGGUCUAUUUUGAAGAGAGUUCUCGUACGAUAAUUUUAAAUUUCGCGCUUUUUUCAAGAAAUUAAAAUAAAUUGGCAGUUGAAAGUGAGGUUAUUAUAGAUCGACCGAGCCUCUGAUCCUAGCCCGUGAAACUGUUUAUUUUACUCGAGAUCUUCGUGCUUGGUGCUUGUUGGUGUGUCGCUUGGUUUAGUUGUUUUCUGUCUUUACAAUAUUUUUAAAUAAAUAUGGAAAAAUUUGAAUGGACGAAAAGUACUAUGGAAAAAUUUAUAAUACAAUUUGAAAAAUAUCCGUGCCUGUAUGACGUCAAACAUCAAUUUUACAAAAACAAACAUGCACGGGCAGAAGCAUAUAAUAAAAUUGUUGAGACUUUAAAGAAAGAAAAUGAAGGGUUGAAAGUAACUGUCGAAGAAGCGAAAAAAAAAAUCACAAAUCUGAGAUCUCAAUACAAUCACGAAUUAAAUAAAAUUAGAGCAAGUACUCAUUCUGGAAUGGGUACGGAUGAAAUUUAUGAACCGACAGUAUGGUGGUUUGAGAAAUUGCAGUUCCUAGAGCAAUUCAUUAAGCCUAGGAAGGGUAAAAGUAGUAUUGAUGUAUUGCAUGACAAUGAAAAUCAAAGCCAACCCAACUUUAUGUUGGAGGAAAUAGACAACGAUCUGGUUACAGAUCUAGAGGAUAUCCAGGAGAGUGGGUCGAACGACGUAUUGUCCUCCUCAAUGUCCUCUGGAUUAAACGCUUCACUACAAGUAUUGUCACCAAAGCCGGUACAAAGAGCAAAAAAUAGAAAAACUUCAGCGGAAGAUGACGUCAUAAUGACGAAAACCUUGAAGGUGCUUGAAGAAAUAAACCGACCGAAGCCGAAAAUUGAUGAAGUUUGCGAAUUCGGUCGGUUUGUAAGCAAAGAGCUGCAGGGAAUUGACGACGAAGAGUUGCAGAACGAAGCUAAGCACGAAAUAAAUAACAUUUUAUACCAUUUUAAAAAACAGUUUAUUCAACGUAAAAAGAUUGGCAUCGAGAUAAAUGAUGUAUAA
This is a messenger RNA of Zophobas morio, 1078 nucleotides long. RefSeq lists its product as uncharacterized. Lineage: Eukaryota; Metazoa; Arthropoda; Insecta; Coleoptera; Tenebrionidae. Bases 275 to 1078 code for a protein of 267 amino acids. The record is from RefSeq and is a predicted model, not a curated record. The transcript is spliced from 3 exons.